Chelonus insularis is the source of this 1206-nucleotide messenger RNA. RefSeq names its product phosphatidylinositol glycan anchor biosynthesis class L (gene PIG-L). Bases 183 to 1046 code for a protein of 287 amino acids. Gene Ontology annotation, biological process: GPI anchor biosynthetic process. NCBI's taxonomy places the organism in Eukaryota, Metazoa, Arthropoda, Insecta, Hymenoptera, Braconidae. The record is from RefSeq and is a predicted model, not a curated record. The transcript is spliced from 5 exons. Gene Ontology annotation, molecular function: N-acetylglucosaminylphosphatidylinositol deacetylase activity. Gene Ontology annotation, cellular component: endoplasmic reticulum.
AACUGAUUGAAUGAAGAAGUAGACGCCAAAGCCAUCUCUUGGCUCCAUUUUGUGCCAAUAAAAAAAAAUUAACUUCAAACACAUAUAACUAGUUAAGUAGUGAGCAUUCGGUUAAUUAUUCUUUUAUUAGUAAUCAUUUAAAAAUAAAUUAUUGCUAUGUUUACGCGUAGUAAAAAAGAGAAAUGGUGAAUGUUCAAUGGAAUGUAAAUUUAAUAAGUAAACAAUUAGAUCAAAUUAAAACAUGGCUGUGGUGGUAUGUAGCGGAGUUAUCUUGGCAGCUAAUUGUCGCACCCAUUGCAUACUUACUUCUUUGCAUCUUUCUCUACCUUAUACUUAAAAGAGUUGAUCAUAAGGCUUGGCAAUUACCAGGACCACCAUCAAGACUACUUCUUGUUACGGCUCAUCCUGAUGAUGAAGUCAUGUUUUUUGGUCCAAUGAUUUAUUGGUUAACCAAGUCUAAUAAUAGCAGCAUUUAUUUGUUAUGUUUUUCUACUGGUGGACAUAAGAAAAGGAAACGAGAACUAUGGGCUGCAGCAAAAAUCAUAGGAAUACCAGAAGCCAACAUAACAAUUCUAAUGAACUCAGAGCUACCUGAUGACCCUAAAGUACAAUGGCCCAGCGAAAUAAUCGCUGAUCAAAUUCUUCAUUAUAUAGAAGCAUUUAAAAUAAAUGCAGUUGUUACCUUUGAUAAACAUGGUGUUAGCCAUCACAGUAAUCAUAUAUCACUAUAUUAUGGUGUUGCUGCUUUAUGUGUAGAGAAAAAAAUACCUUCAUAUUGUAAACUGUACAGUCUUGAAUCAGUAAAUAUUUUAAGAAAAUAUAGCCAACUAUUAGAUUUACCAAUUAGCUUAUUAACAUCAUCUUAUUGGUAUUUAGUCACUUAUGAGCAACGUGAAAUUAUACGUAGUGCAAUGAAGGCGCAUAAAUCUCAAUAUGUAUGGUUUCGAAAGCUAUAUAUGAUAUUUUCUAGAUAUACAUUUAUUAAUACACUUCAAGAAAUAAACAUAUUAGAUUUAGAAUUAGAUCUACAAUAUGAUGACGACUGAUAUGUAGUGUAAUAAUACAUUUCAAAUGUCAAAAUUAAAAGUUAUUUUUCAAUUUUACAUACAGAUUAUUAAAUUGUUAGUUAUAAAACAUUUUUUAUAACAAACAUUUCAUGAAUUAAACACUUUGAACACAAUUUGUUUAUAGAGAUAGAUGAAAUUU